AUGUGCCCUACUCCACCCUGGAUUUGGCUCUUCGAGCAAAAGGAGCACAGACUCCGGCAGCUCCACAGAGAGCUCCGCCACUUGGAACCUGGUUAUAUAUCAAACCAGUACACUGGUAUUGAUAUCCAUCCGAUGGAUUUCUGGACUGGGAAUACCGAUCCUUCCCACAUCCAAUUCUUCACACCCGACACCGACACCUCCUUCAAAAUCGACAACACUGAACUCGACCCCGAGGACCCUCUGGACGACCCGUUCACGUGGGCCCGGGCGAUGAAGGAUGAGCAAGACAUCAUCCCCAAAGAGAUGCACCAUCAACUCCACCGGGCAUUCUCGAACUACCUCCGCAAAUCCCAAGGCGGAAACAGAAUCCCCAUUUGCUGGGAGCCGGUCUCCAUGCGAGAAGAGGAAGGUCUCUUCAACAGCAACGAUCGGCACGGGUUCACCAUUGAAAGGGGAGCCAUAAGUGCCGACGGAAAGACCGCUCACCAACUUGUCGUCAUGAAAAGUGACGACUGCUACCACGACAUCCUCCCGUCAGUGGGAGAGCUCAUUGUGCUUGUCCGAUGGAUGCUGAGUGGAUUCAAUAACCACAAGCACCAAUUCGGCAGGUACCACCGACAUGAGCGUCCCCAACUUGACUUUCCGACAAUGAUUAUCUCUUUCCUCCCCGACGCUCGAGUUCGAGUUUUGCAUGGGUAUUACGACGGCGGCCGACUCAAAGUGGCCUAUACCCAAGCACUCAACUUCGAUGCGGAGGACUACAUCGAAAAAAUGGAUGUCCUUCUCCAGUGGGCAUGGCCCUUCACGGAUGGGGAUACCACUAAACCCAUCCCUCUUCCAACGAUCGAAGACGAUGAAGAGGAUGAGUGGGACGAGUGGGAGAAGUGGGAACUACGGUAUAGGGAGGACAGCGAAGAUGGGGGGAGUGAAUCAGAGGAGAGUGACAGCGCUGAGGCCGAAAAAGACCUCAGUGACUGCGAAUCGGAAUUCGACGAGGAUGAUGAGAGCGAUGGGGAAAACGAGAACCCCAUCGAGGAGUGGAACGACGAGAUCGUGAUGUCUGCGGACAUCAAAAGAAAAAUAUUGGAAAGGUUGAAGGAGAAGAUGAGGAGUCUGGGGAAGUGA
Messenger RNA from Penicillium concentricum, 1125 nucleotides. RefSeq lists its product as uncharacterized. The coding region runs from base 1 to 1125 and encodes 374 amino acids. The transcript has 3 exons. NCBI's taxonomy places the organism in Eukaryota, Fungi, Ascomycota, Eurotiomycetes, Eurotiales, Aspergillaceae. The record is from RefSeq and is a predicted model, not a curated record.